Molecule: messenger RNA, 1810 nt
Organism: Momordica charantia (bitter melon)
Lineage: Eukaryota; Viridiplantae; Streptophyta; Magnoliopsida; Cucurbitales; Cucurbitaceae
Source: RefSeq, a predicted model, not a curated record
AAAUAGAAAAUUUCCGACCGGUUUAGGCAGGUCCCCCACUCCCCACAAAGAAAAUCAAAAGCCCAAAGGCCCGUAAAAGAAAAAAUGAAAUAAAAAAUUUAACCAAAAGGUGAAAUUAAUUUGGCGCGAGGGUUAAUGGCUGCCCCUUCAGAACCUCAACCCUUAGUUCAGCGAAUUCCACUGUCAAUUUCCUUCAAUCGCUUAACAUCCUGGCUAUGGCGUCACUGAUGUCCUCUUGCAGAAGUUUUUCUCUGCUCUUCCACUCUUUCAGAGUGAUUUCAUGUCAACGAUCGUGCGCCGUUCUAUCUCAAUGUCUUUUCUCUACUCACAUUGUUGGUGACGAGCCGAUUCUUGUUCGCGAUUUCAUACAUUCCGCAUUGUAUGAUCCAAAUCACGGAUACUUCGCUCAGCGGUCACGGUCAGUGGGAGUUCUGGAGCGCAGCAUUAAGUUCAAUCAGCUUGAAGGCAGGAAAGCUUAUAUGAGAUAUUUGGAUAAAAUCUACAAGCAGAGUGACAUUUCAUGGUUUACUCCAGUGGAACUUUUUAAGCCUUGGUACGCCCAUGGGAUUGCUGAAGCAAUCAUGCGUACUGCCAAUCUUUCUAUUCCUCUGAAAAUAUAUGAAAUUGGUGGUGGUUCAGGAACUUGUGCAAAGGGGAUAAUGGAUUACAUAAUGUUGAAUGCACCUCCAAGAGUUUACAAGAAUAUGACUUAUACCUCAGUGGAAAUAAGUCCCUCAUUAGCGGACAUACAAAGGCAAACUGUUGGAGAGGUUCGUAGUCACCAAUCAAAAUUCAGAGUAGAGUGUCGUGAUGCUGUUGACCCGAGUGGAUGGGGUACUUGACAAUCUACCUCAUGAUCUUAUUUACUCAGAAAAUCAAGUUUCCUCAUGGAUGGAAGUAUGGGUAGAGAAGCAACUCAAUAGGGAGUCACUUGUAGAAUUAUACAAGCCAUUGCAAGACCCUCUUAUUAAGCGUUGUGCAGAGAUUGUGAAUUUCAAUGAAAAUGACCAUGCCGAAAGCAGUGUAUUAUCAAAGGCAAAAGGCAUUUGGUCUAAAGCUUUUCCAAAACCUAGAAGAUGCUGGCUACCAACUGGAUGCUUGAAACUACUUGAAGUGUUGCAUCAUGUGCUACCAAAGAUGUCAUUAAUCGCUUCGGACUUUAGUUAUUUACCUGAUGUGAGGAUACCUGGUGAAAGAGCACCACUAGUUUCAACCAAGGCAGAUGGAACCAGCUCAGACUAUGAAAGCUAUCUAGAUGCAAAGGGUGAUGCUGACAUCUUUUUCCCCACAGACUUUGUAUUACUGGAACAGAUCGACCAUUAUUGUUCUGGGUGGCUGAAACUGCAUGGAGAUAAAACGCCAAAGACGGGGAAAAAGCGGCGAACAAUAAUCCUUGAUACUUCGUCAUUUAUGGAAGAGUUUGGAUUGCCAUCAAAGACGAGAUUGAAGGAUGGUUACAACCCACUUCUGGACGAUUUCAAGAACACGAAAUUUUAUCUCAGUGUCCCAACGCAUAACAUCAAGUAGAGGAGAGGAAGCUUCUUCCAACAAUUCUGUUUUGGAAUUUUCCAAUUUUUUCUCGUGUGUAUUGUAUGCUUUAGAAAUAAGAACACAGAAUGAAAACAAUAUCCGGAGCGGGGACGGGGAGGCUCUCGAAACCAAAUGAGACUCGAAAAAACAUGGGAAUUAACACCAAAAGUCUCGGCCAUUGGUGGAAAUUUCAAAGUCCUUGAAGACAUAAUAACAAAUUUUGUUUUUAUUUUUUUCUAUUUCUAAACGUGGUAUUAAUUUCAUUUAAAUAUUGAUACUA